AUGGGACCCCAGCCAAACCAGCCAAGCCCACUGAGCUUGCCACCGGUGCGGAGGCCGGGUGAUGGGGCCACCGUUCCUUCAUCCUUUCCCCCGGCUCUGUCCUUCCUUCUGCUUCUGCCCCUGGCCGCUGCCCUGCAGCCCACACCACUGACCUUCCCAGAGCUGAGGCUGGUGGGCGGCCCCAGCCGGUGCCAGGGUCGCCUGGAGGUCCUACAUGGCGGCUCCUGGGGCAGCGUGUGCGACGAUGACUGGGAUGUGGUGGACGCCAACGUGGUGUGUCGUCAGCUGGGCUGCGGCUUGGCCCUGCCGGUGCCGGGGCCGCUGGCCUUUGGCCAGGGCCAGGGCCCCAUCCUGCUAGACAACGUGGACUGCCGCGGCCAGGAGGCGGCACUGAGCGAGUGCGGCAGCCGGGGCUGGGGCAUCCACAACUGCUUCCACUAUGAGGAUGUGGCGGUCCUGUGUGAUGAAUUCUUGCCUUCCCGUUCCACCAUAAUGAGGAAAAUGUUAACCAGCCCAGCGCCACCCAUCACUUCGCAGAACUGGAGAGGUGAGGGCAGCCUGCGCCUGGUGGGUGGCUCGAGGUCGUGCGAGGGCCGCGUGGAAAUACUGCACGCCGGCUUGUGGGGCACUGUGUGCGACGACGACUGGGGGCUAUCGGACGCCACCGUGGUCUGCCGCCAGCUGGGCUGCGGGGAGGCCUUGGCCGCCACCACCAACGCCUUCUUCGGCUACGGCACGGGGCACAUCCUCCUGGACAACGUGCACUGCGAAGGCAGCGAGACCCGCCUGGCAACCUGUUCCAGCCUCGGCUGGGGAGUGCACAACUGCGGCCAUCACGAGGACGCGGGAGUGUUCUGCGCAGUCCCGGGUCCUCCGACGCUCACACCGCUGCCACCCUCGGCCAUCGGAGACUGGGCCUGGGCCACAGAGUUACCAGGUAAAGAGCCGGCACUGCUGACCACUACUACCUGGUCAGCAGGUAAAAAAAGUGGGAGGCUGCGGUUGGUGGGAGGCCCGAAUCCAUGCCGCGGCCGAGUGGAAGUGCUGUACGCCGGGGGUUGGGGCACCGUGUGCGACGAUGACUGGGACUUCGCGGAUGCGCGCGUGGCUUGCCGUGAGGCGGGCUGCGGACCCGCGCUGGGCGCCACGGGCCUCGGUCACUUCGGCUAUGGUCGCGGUCCCGUGCUGCUGGACAACGUGGGUUGCAUGGGGACCGAGGCCCGCCUGAGCGACUGCUUCCACCUGGGCUGGGGCCAGCACAACUGCGGCCACCACGAGGACGCCGGCGCGCUCUGCGCAGGCCCAGAGGAGCUGGUCCAGCAGGAGGAGGCUGAGACCACGCGGGCUCCCACUCCUCGACCCAGGGAUGGACACUUUCGCCUCGUCGGUGGAGCCCACCGGUGCGAGGGGCGUGUGGAACUCUACCUAGGGCAGCGUUGGGGCACCGUGUGUGACGACGCGUGGGAUCUGCGGGCAGCCAACGUCCUGUGUCUCCAGCUGGGUUGCGGCCAAGCCCUGGGAGCCCCCGGCGAGGCCCACUUUGGCCAGGGCCGAGGCCCCAUCCUCCUGGACAACGUCAAGUGCCGCGGUGAUGAGAGCACUCUGCUGCUCUGCUCCCACAUCCGCUGGGAUGCCCACAACUGUGACCACAGCGAGGACGCCAGUGUCCUGUGCCUGCCGCCAUGAGCCCCCCACCACUCUGCAGA
Molecule: messenger RNA, 1706 nt
Organism: Ochotona curzoniae (black-lipped pika)
Lineage: Eukaryota; Metazoa; Chordata; Mammalia; Lagomorpha; Ochotonidae
Product: scavenger receptor cysteine-rich domain-containing group B protein-like
Exons: 10
Coding region: 1-1686 (561 amino acids)
Cellular component (GO): membrane
Source: RefSeq, a predicted model, not a curated record